UUCAUUCCCUCUCGAUUUCUCCACCGCCGCCGCCGUCAGUCGCUAUGAAGAACCCGAUAUCGGCCGCAGUGAAACGAGCGAGCUUCCCAUCCCCGAUGGCGAACCUCCUCGCGCACCUCUUCUUCUUCAUCUCCGGCCUCACAUUCGGCAUCAUCAUCUGCUUCCACUUCAAAAGCUUCUCCUUCAAUCUCCAAGUCACCAAUGGCCAAUUCUCCAUCACCACCGCGCAGCCGUCGUCGUCGCCCCCUCCGCCGCCGCCACCGCCAAGCUUGAUGCACGGAAUGCGGGACGAGGAGCUGCUGUGGAAGGCCUCGAUGGCGCCCAAAAUCCAAGAGUUUCCGUUCAAGCGCGUGCCGAAGAUCGCCUUCAUGUUCUUGACAAAAGGGCCGGUCGUGCUGGCGCCGCUGUGGGACCGGUUCUUCAAGGGAAGCCAAGGGCUUUACUCGAUUUACGUCCACUCUGAUCCAUCGUUUAAUGGAUCGGAGCCGGAGGGCUCCGUGUUUUAUGGCCGGAGAAUUGCCAGUAAGGAGGUACAAUGGGGGAAUGUAAACAUGGUCGAAGCAGAGAGAAGAUUACUAGCAAAUGCACUUCUUGAUUUCUCAAAUCAAUACUUUGUCCUCCUCUCAGAGUCUUGCAUUCCUCUCUACAACUUCUCCACUAUAUAUUCCCAUCUAAUGGAGUCUUCCCACAACUUCGUCGAGUCUUAUGAUCUGCCGGGGCCUGUGGGCCGCGGCAGAUACAGCCAAGAGAUGGGCCCCAGCAUCACCCUAGACAUGUGGCGGAAGGGGUCCCAGUGGUUCCAGAUCGACCGAAAUUUGGCCAUGGAAAUCAUUUCAGACAAGACGUAUUUUCCAGUUUUCCAAAAUUACUGCAGCGGCUCGUGCUACGCGGACGAGCACUACCUACCAACGUUCGUGAGCAUGAAAUUCGGAGAGAGGAACGCGAACCGGACGUUGACUUGGGUUGACUGGUCGAGGGGCGGACCCCACCCCUCGAAGUUUAUUAGGACGGAUAUCACGAAAGAGUUCUUGGAAAAGAUGAGGAGUGGGAGCAGCUGCGAGUAUAAUGGAGCAAAGACGAAUGUUUGCUAUUUGUUUGCAAGAAAAUUCACUCUAAAUGCUUUGGAUAGAUUAUUGAGGUUUGCACCAAGUGUUAUGCAUUUUGACAACUAGAUAUGUGCAUACAUAUUUAUAUAUAGAUUCUUUGCUAGGAUGUCAUUCUUUGAUGUAUAUUCUUUAAUUAUAUCAUACCCAUUUUUCGAAAUCAA
Molecule: messenger RNA, 1267 nt
Organism: Salvia hispanica
Lineage: Eukaryota; Viridiplantae; Streptophyta; Magnoliopsida; Lamiales; Lamiaceae
Product: glycosyltransferase BC10-like
Cellular component (GO): membrane
Molecular function (GO): glycosyltransferase activity
Source: RefSeq, a predicted model, not a curated record